This is a messenger RNA of Chelonia mydas (Green sea turtle), 1436 nucleotides long. Its product is annotated as tetraspanin-15. NCBI's taxonomy places the organism in Eukaryota, Metazoa, Chordata, Testudines, Cheloniidae. Gene Ontology annotation, cellular component: membrane. The transcript has 9 exons. The record is from RefSeq and is a predicted model, not a curated record. The coding region runs from base 180 to 1133 and encodes 317 amino acids.
AGGGUGUGAGCUAAUGGCAAAUGAAGUCAAUGGGACUUGGACCAGGCUUCUAUGGAAGAAGGCCUUACACGGCUGUCUAUGAGUGGUAUGGAGAAAGUGAACAGCCACUGAGACUGUGACCUGAAACUGUCAAAGCAGGGAGGGUCCAAUCCACACACACAAGAGCGUGAGCUGAAAAGAUGGCAAAAGAAUCAGAGGGGAAAGAUCCCCUCCUCUGUUACUACUGCAUCAAAUUUGCUCUCUCUGCCUAUUCCACCCUGUUUUCGAUAAUCGGCUUGGGGAUACUGUGCAUUGGCAUCUAUGCAGAAGUGGAAAGACAGAAGCACAGAACCUUGGAAGGGAUCUUCCUAGCUCCAGCUGUGGUUCUCCUUCUGCUGGGCAUCACAAUGUUUGCUGUUUCCUUUAUUGGAAUGAUUGGGUCCCUCAGAGACAACAGGACACUGCUGAAGAUGUUCUUCUGGGUCCUUCUGGUGAUCUUCAUCACUGAGGUGCUGUUGAUAUUCAUUGAAAUAAUCUUCGAAAACAAGAUGAAUGCAGUUUUCCAUUCCAACAUCCAAGAGGGGAUUCGGCACUAUUAUGAUGACCUGGAUUUCAAGAACAUUUUGGAUUUUGUACAAGAAAAGUUCUCGUGUUGUGGAGGUGAUGAAUAUAAAGACUGGAACGUCAAUCAGUACCAUUCAUGCAACGGCAGUGGUCCUCUGGCUUGCGGGGUUCCAUACACUUGCUGUAUCAAGAAGGUCCCUGGAGAAGUCAUCAACACUCUGUGUGGAUACAAGACCCUUGAAAAAGAGCGACUGCAACUGGUUGACAUUAUCCAUGUGCGAGGCUGUAUCCAUGCAGUUGGCCUGUGGUUUAAAGACAACUUUGAAGUCACUUUUGGGAUAGUUUGUUCCUUGCUGCUUCCACAGGUACUUGGCCUGGUUAUGGCCUGGUUAUAUUGGCGAAAGCUUGACGACGUAUACUGCAGAUCGGACACUGUUGAUUUCAAGAUACUUGAGGUGAUAGACUUCAAAGCAGUGGACUUCACAGGGGCCGGCUGGUGCUUGUGUUUUCCCAGAGAAGGAGGCUACAUUCCUGUCAAUGUCACAGACGACGAAGAUGAUGAAGGGGCUAUCAGUCAAAGUAAAGUGUGAAGAGGUACCAGAAUCCUCAGCGUGGCAGUUCAGAGCACGGCGCACCUGAAGGCACGGACUAGAGAAUGUGAGAUGAACCUUAAGCAGGGAAAUAACUAGACAUUACACCCAGUCAUGCUUCAUCCUCAAAUUCAUGGGAUAUCUUAGCAGGAAUUCUAAAAUAACUUAACAUGUGUACAUGAGUAAGAAUCAACACACCCUGAAGGCAGACAAAAGCUCCAUAGCUUACAUGCACUGUCUUGGCAACCCCAAGUAUUUGUGUAUAUCUCCUUUUUACAAAAUAAAUGUAACUUUCUUUUUUAA